AUGGUCAGGGCCGUGAGCUGGACACGGGAAGGGGGUCAAACCGUGUAUCACUCGGACGAGGCUCGUGUCCACGCUGACUUCAAGGGGCGCGUCCGCUACCUGGGGGACCUGCAGCACAACUGCUCCCUGCGGGUGGCAGGGCUGCACCCCAGCGAUCGGGGCAUCUACCGCUUCCGGUUCGAAGUAGUGACCAAUGGCAGCACCCGUAACGCAUGGACGGGCCAGACAGGACAGCAGCUCAAUGUCUCCGACGAUCGGUGCCAGCCCUCCCUGGGGCACCGACUGGAACCGGGACCCUCCCUCACCUGCUCCAUGGGGGCCGCCUGCCCCCAUCGCCCCUCCUGGUACGACCGAGAUGGUGCACGGCGGAGCCCAGAGCAAACCCCAGGCAGGGCUGGGGUGACCGAGCUGCGAAUAUCCCCGUCCCAGCUGGGCCCCGGCACGACGCUGAGAUGCCAGGUGGAUGGAUACAGGGAUGAGUGUGACUCUGACCAAUCCCAGCCCCUGGGGACAGUCGCCCCCAACGUGCCCAGGGUCGAGGUUUCGUGGCCGGCAGGGAAGGCAGCGCUGAGGGAAGGCGACAAUUUUACCCUGCGCUGCCAGGCUGCUGCCCUGCGGCCCAUCGCUGGGUACGUCUGGUCCCGCGGGGACGUGUGGCUGCCAGAAGCCGGGCAGGAUUUACGUGUUGACAAGGCAGCCGUCUCUGACGGAGGGAGCUACGCGUGCGGGGUCUGGGUCUCCGGCCCCGGCUGGGGGUAUCUGAGCCUCUCUGCGAGGGAAUCGGUCCAAGUUCAGCUCCCCGGGACACCCACAUACAUCAUAGGACUUACAGUUGUGCUUGUCCUGUUACUGCUGGUGGGGCUGGUCGGCGUCACAGCUUGGAGUAAGAUGCGGCGCAAACGCCAGGGAAUGAGCAGCAAUGCGCACCAGCCAGGCCCGGGGGAGACCCCGAUGUCUGAACACAUCUACGAGAACGCCCAGGACUAUGGCAUGGGGCAGCCAGCCCGCCUGGCCCCACCCGGGCCCCCCAGCACGACCACCGAGCUGUGCCCAGGCUCUCCGGCCGGCACCGAGCAAUCCCACAUCUACAGCCAGCCGAUGGACAUGGGCAAAGUACCGCAGGGUGACCCAGACGAGGUCCAGUACUCGGCCAUCCAGCUGCAGCCUCCCACCCAGAGAGCAGCGCCUGCCGCCGACCUCACCUGCGACCUCACCUGCGAAUACGCUGCUAUUAAGUGCUAGCAUCCAGUUGCGGCUCACCUGGCGCCUCCCCCCAAAUUCAGGGCAGCCCCACUGCCUGGGCAACACACGAGGCCGGGCUGGGUGAUCUCCCCGCCCCCGGCUGAGCUGAGAAUCUGGGAAUUAGGCUCCAAAUUCAGAGGUUUGCUGGAUCUGGAUUCAGCGGUUGGGGGGGUUGCUCCAAAUCAGGCCUGGAGGUGGCGCCUUGCAGGGCAGCACAAAAAUAAUCAGUUCCCAGAUCACUGGGAGGACAUGAAAAUCCGAGGAGCGAAGGAUCUCAGGGUUCACAAGGUGUGGGAUGGGGAGGAAGUCAGGGAAUGGGGUCGUGCUGAGAUCUAGAGAUCCAUGGGGCGGCCGGCCUCAUGUGGCUGGGGCUGGAGGUGGGGUUUGGUGUUUGAUUUUGUUCUGUGACGAGGUAACCAAGACUGAAUUUUUUUAAUGAAGAACCACAGAGAGAGACAGACCCAGAACAGCCAAUGGGCUGGUGGGGCCGGCGCUGUGGAAGACCCAGAUUCAAGCCCUUGCUCUGUUUGAUUCACACUGGGACAUCGGGGCCAGCCCUGACUGCCAGGGGAGAGCCCCCACUCUGCCCCUAUGCAGCACAGCGCCCCCUACUGCUGCCCUGAGGCAUUGGGGCCAGCCCUGCCCGGGAAGAGCACCUCCACCCUCCUUCCUGCAGCACAGCUCCCCCUAGUGCCGCUCUGGGGCAUCGGGGCCAGCCCUGCCUGCCAGGGAGAGCCCCCCCCUCCCUGCAGC
This is a messenger RNA of Mauremys reevesii (Reeves's turtle), 1995 nucleotides long. RefSeq names its product B-cell receptor CD22-like. The coding region runs from base 1 to 1242 and encodes 413 amino acids. Lineage: Eukaryota; Metazoa; Chordata; Testudines; Geoemydidae. The record is from RefSeq and is a predicted model, not a curated record. The transcript is spliced from 8 exons.